AUGUCGAGCCCCAAAGCGACGCCGGUUUCGGAUCAAAUAGUCCCAAAGAAGAGGAAGAAGAGUAGCAAAUCCCAUGGAAAUACCGCAGAGACUGUCCCCACCAAGACGGACGAUGGAGGAUCGAAAGUACGACGAAAGGGCAACACCAAACCCUCUCUUUCACGCGCCAACUCAUCCAUCCAUGUGGAAUCCAGCAUUCCCUGGCCCAAAGCCUUUCAAUCACUGGCUCAAGUACAUGCGGCGUUGAAUCUGACCUACACCUUUUGCUCGACCCGCAAACAUUUCGCCACCACGCUGGACAAUCUGCGCAGUACGGUCGAGGGGAGCCUGAAGCGAGCAUUAUUGAUUGAAGAUGUGGCCAAGGUAAUGACAUUAAUCCCACAUGCCAUGCACUUCCAAUACGUCGAUGAGAUGAUGUUGCAGGUGGCGUUGAUGGGGGAGGAAGACAUGCGCAAGGGAAGAGAUGUCAAGCACAUCUUCCCCCAACAUCCCGCCGAGGAGAGGAAUGUCAGGGAGGGUUUGGGUCGGGAAGAGGGGAAGGAAGCCUUGUUUUUGGAAUUCGUCGAUGGGGAUUUGAAGAGGGAGGUGCUCGACAACAAGACGGGCGAAAUUGUGCGGCCGCGCAAGAAGAUUCGGGAGGAGGAAUUGAAAAUGCCCGUCUUCAGUCAAAAACAGCUGAUAAAGUUGAUUGAAAAGCGGAAUGCAAAGUUCACCUCAGCCGUCAAUGGCUGGUUGAAUGAAUGUGCCGACAAGGGGGUCGAUGCGGUGGAGAGAUUGGCAGACGAGCAUCUUCAAUAUAUUCCUCGUCUAUCUAUUCGGACUGCAUCCCCACAGUUGGACGACACCACCCCUCACACCAUCCCCGUCGAAAGGAAGAGCAUUGCCGAAAUUAUUGAAGAAGUCAAGGGAUUGGAAUGGUAUACCGGCCAGAUUGUCCCCGACGGCCAUCGAGUCUUUGACCCCCAAGAAGCCGUCUAUGGAGAGUUGGAUUUCCCCCUCAGUCAAGAAUUGGUCAAUGCCCUCUACAACACCCGCUCCAUUCAACAUCUCUACUCCCACCAAACCGAAGCCAUCAACGCCCUGCACGCCGGACACAAUGUCAUCAUUGCAACAUCCACCUCCUCGGGAAAGUCUCUCAUCUAUCAACUCCCCGUCUUGCAUGCGUUGGAAACGGCCCCGGAAACGCGAGCCAUGUACAUCUUCCCCACCAAAGCUCUGGCGCAGGAUCAAAAACGCAGUCUUCAAAACAUCCUCUCCUACUUACCAUCCUUGGAGCAUGUGCUGUGUGAGACUUUUGACGGCGACACUCCAUUUGCAGAGAGAAAUGGUAUCCGUGAUGAAGCCCGCAUCAUCUUCACCAACCCCGACAUGCUCCAUCUCACCAUCCUUCCACAAGAAGAGAAGUGGAGAUCUUUCCUGCAAAACCUCCGUUACGUCGUCAUGGAUGAAUUGCACGUCUACAACGGUCUCUUCGGCUCCCACGUUGCCUUCAUCAUGCGGAGAUUGAGGAGAAUCUGCGCGGCGGUUGGGAAUAACCACGUCAAAUUCAUCUCCUGCUCUGCGACGGUCGCCAAUCCUGAAGAACACUUCCGCACCAUCUUCGGGAUUGAAGAUGUCAAGCUGAUUGACUUUGAUGGCUCCCCCUCAGGAAGGAAGGAGUUCCUCUGCUGGAACACUCCCUACAAAGACCCCGGAGACCCCACCUCUGGACGAGGAGACUCCUUUGCGGAAACGGCAAGAUUAUUCUGUCAGCUCAUCUUGCGAGGGAUACGAGUCAUCACCUUUUGUCGCAUUCGGAGGUAUUGUGAGAUAUUAACCACCGCCAUCAAAGCCGAACUCUCCUCAUUAAAUCGCUMCGAAGUGAUGAAUCGUGUCAUGGCGUAUCGCGGGGGCUACACCCCGCAAGAUCGAAGGAGGAUUGAAAAGGAAAUGUUUGAAGGGAAACUGGUGGGCAUUAUUGGCACCUCUGCUCUGGAAUUAGGAGUUGAUAUUGGGUCCUUGGAUGCCGUCAUCUCCCAUGGCUUCCCCUACACGAUCGCCAAUCUCCGCCAACAAUCCGGUCGCGCAGGACGUCGAAAUAWAGACAGCCUCAGCAUCCUCGUGGGGGACUGUUUCCCCACCGACCAGUACUUCAUGAAUAACCCCGAUGAAAUCUUCACCCGUCCCAACUGCGAAUUACAAGUCGACUUGGGAAAUAUGCUCUGCUUAGAAGGACACAUCCAAUGCGCCGCCCACGAAAUGCCCAUCACCCCCGAUCAAGACAAACAAUACUUUGGCAAAGGCCUCCCAGAAAUCUGCGAGGAGCGUCUCCGAAAAGACUCCCUCGGAUUCUACCACACAGCCGAACGCUUCCUCCCCCAACCCUCCCGCAGCGUCGCCAUCCGCGACACAGAAGAAGACCACUUCGCCAUCAUCGACACGACCCACGGCGCCAACACUCUUCUUGAAGAACUAGAAGCGAGCCGCGCCUUCUUCACCCUCUACGAAGGCGGCAUAUUCCUCCAUCAAGGCCGCAAAUUCCUCAUCCAAGCCUUCCUCCCCGACCGAAAAAUCGCCCAAGUCGUCCGCGUACACGUAGAUUGGAUCACUCAACAACGCGACUUCACCACAAUCGACCCCCUAGAAACCGAACGUCUCCGUACCUUACCUUCUCCAAGUCGAAGUAAAGUCUACUUCGGAACAAUGAAAAUCUCCCAACAAGUCUUUGGAUUUUUCAAACUCGAUCAGAAGAAACGUAUCCUCGAUGCUGUGGAAGUGGAUAAUCCUCCUGUGAUUAUGUUUUCUAAAGGACUCUGGUUGGAUCUCCCUCGUCAAAGUCUUGAAAUUUUGGAGGAUAAGGGUUGGGAUGUUGCGGAGGGGAUUCAUGCUGCUGAACAUGCGAUUUUAUCUCUUGUGCCGAAUUUUUUGGUUAGUUUACCGGGGGAUGUUAGGACGGAAUGUAAAUUUCAGGGGCAGGAUUUCUCCAAUAAUGGUAAGAAGAAGAAGGGGAGUGGUAGUAUGAAACGACCCGCUCGUCUAACUUUCUACGACGCUAAACCAGGCGGAAAUGGAAAUUCGAGCAAGAUUUUUGAAUUUUUACCGAUUCUAUUGGAGAAGGCUUUGGAGAGAAUUGAAGAGUGUGUUUGUGUGGGAGGGUGUUUGGAAUGUUGUUGUGCUGGGGAGGGAUGUAGAAGUAGAAGUAGAGGGGUGGAUCUGGGAGGGAAGAAUGGUUUGGGGAGUGCUGGUGGUAGUAGUUGUAAAAUCUCGGCAGAGGUGAUUUUGAAGGGGGUGCUUGGGAGGGAGGUUUGUGUUGAGGAUUUGCCUUGGGGGGAUGGGGAUGAUGGGGGGGAUGAGGGAGAGGGGGUUUAUUUGGCGGAGACGAUUGUUGGGAGGGGAGUGAAGGUUUAUGGGGAGGAUGGGAGGAGGGUUAAAGUUGAGGAGGAGGAGGAGGAGUGA
Ramularia collo-cygni is the source of this 3435-nucleotide messenger RNA. RefSeq names its product related to helicases. Lineage: Eukaryota; Fungi; Ascomycota; Dothideomycetes; Mycosphaerellales; Mycosphaerellaceae. The record is from RefSeq and is a predicted model, not a curated record. Gene Ontology annotation, molecular function: nucleic acid binding; ATP binding. The transcript has a single exon. The coding region runs from base 1 to 3435 and encodes 1144 amino acids.